Leptosia nina is the source of this 3084-nucleotide messenger RNA. Lineage: Eukaryota; Metazoa; Arthropoda; Insecta; Lepidoptera; Pieridae. The record is from the annotation of a GenBank genome assembly.
AUGACCUUUCCGAAGGAAAUCGAAGCAGCAGAAGCUUGCAAAUGGCUUCGGGCAGCUGGCUUUCCCCAAUAUGCGCAGAUGUACGAAGACCUCCAAUUUCCCAUCGAUGUAUCGGGAGUGCAAAACGACCAUCCCUUCUUAGACGCAGACUCUCUUCAGUCCCUCUUCAGACGGUUGACAGCUCUGAACCGAUGUGCCAACAUGAAAUUGGAACACCAUCAUCAUCAGAAACGAUCCAACGAUUCUGACGAUGAGCAAUGUGCGCUUAGUGAUAAAUGGCAGUACGAGAGGAAGUCCAGACGAUGGUCGAGAGUGGUGGAGAUAACGCCACAAGCACAAAGGAGACUUCAGGUUAUUGCCGCUCGAGCACUAGCAGAAAGAGAAGCCAGAGAGGCGAGAGGAGAAAUAGAAGAUGACGAAGAUGAAACCCUUCCCACCAUCAGAGUUGGACUAGUGGACGCUGAUGGUCAUUAUACAGAUGUCGAGCCUGAUCUAUUAACAGUUCCCGGUCAGACGCACAUACAGUUACCAAGUGAUAAAGAAGAUGAAGAAGACACAGGCAGCAGAUUCAGACGAACAGGUUCAGAAAGAUUGCGGGACGGAGCGAAGGCUCUACUACGAAGGGUUGAGUCACUCAAAACGAGAAGAAGAAAACGUCAGAAUAGAACAGAAGUUAUCGUGUCGUCUCCGCAUUUUCUAGACGUUUCGGACAAAUAUCCCGACUUGAAUUAUAUAGACAUGACUCCUACUACUCCUUCAGCAUUUCCCUUCCCCGAUUUUCAUAGUUCUCCGCUACAUGCUCCUGCCAUUAGAACCCAGCCACCAUCCCCAAUGACAAUCAUGCCUCCAUCUCCUAUUGCUCCUCUCGAACAGUCCUUCAUCCUUCAUGCCCCGUUUGGAGACGAUAGCUCAAGUUACGCCUCAGAUGGCAGUAUGGGAUCAAGCAAUAAGAGUUCUAAGUCAAAAUUAGGUAGAGCAAAAAGGAUAUUCCAUAGAGGUUUGAAAAGUGAUGAUUCGAGUGCGCUGAGCGAUUCGGAGUGUCAGCCGGCGAGUUGGAGGCAUAAUUAUUAUAAGGAACAUAAUACACAUCAUACGACAGAGGUCUAUGUCGAACCACCAUCGCCGAUGGAUCUCAAACCGGACCCAGAAGUCCUUCGAGAAGUACAAAAAUCACCUGGACAUACGCCACACAGGAGACAAGCGAUAAGAACUAGUUCCCUAAAUUUGGGGAAAGAGGGUCAAAAAUUUCGCGACAGAAGUUUAAAGAGAGAUAAAUCAGCGUCUCGGAGUUCGGAGCUCGACAGCAGUCCUAAUUCAGCUGGCUCCAGGUCACACGAUGGCGAUCUCGAAGACGAUGAUGACAGCAUCGAUAUUAAAACCAAAAAAAAUAACAUUCAACGGUGGUAUUCGUUUAGAACGAACGCUCUUAAUGGAGGACCCAAAGCGAACAACACGUUACAACCGGCGCCUAAUCAAAAGAAUCCUGAAGCUUAUUUAUCGAGACCGAUGUCUUCCCUCUCCUGUGGCCAGCUGCAUAUAUUAAGGAAACUAGCAUUGCUGCGUCUCACGGCUUGCAUGGAGCGGUAUUGUCCGUCUCACAAGUCUGGUUGGAACUGGGAGCUUCCUAAGAUUAUAAGGAAGAUUAAGACGCCUGACUAUAAAGAUAAAACAGUCUUCGGUGUACCUCUUACAAUUUCCCUUCAAAGGACAGGGCACUCUUUACCAAAGCCAAUACAAUGUGCACUCAAUUGGUUGAAACAAAACGCUAUGGAUCAGAUGGGCAUUUUCCGUAAAGCAGGAGUUAAAUCUCGUAUCGCCAAGCUCCGAGCGAUGGUAGAGACUGCUGGUUCAGCCAACGCAGCAUUCGCUAUCGAGAACAUGAACACCAUUGACCCGACACAUUCCAGCCUCAAUUUCGAAGGGGCACAAGCUCACGAUGUAGCUGAUAUGGUGAAGCAGUACUUCAGAGAGCUACCCGACGCGCUUCUCACUAAUAAACUCAGCGAAACCUUUAUAGCUAUUUUUCAACAUGUUCCUGAACCUUUGAGGCCCGACGCAGUACAGUGCGCGCUACUAUUACUACCUGAAGAGCAUUUGGAAGCUUUGCAAUCUCUUCUUAUAUUUUUAGCUGAGGUGGCAGAACAUUCAGCAGUGAACCAAAUGACAGCUUCGAACUUAGCAGUUUGUUUUGCACCAACUCUGUUAAGGCUGCAUCAUGUUCCUCACACCGGUAGUACUAAGGAAGGAAACUCUAAUAGGAUGAUAAUAGAGAGCGUGGCAGACCAGCGUCAGAUCAGCGAGAGCCGCGCGGCACAUGCCUGUUUGCUGCUGCUGAUACAGAAACACCAGCAGCUGUUCCUGGCACCAGCUGAUAUGCUGGCCAGAUGCAAGUUUAACUACUUCGAGGAGAGUGUACCUGUUGCAUUAGAAGAACUAGGAGCAGAUUUCAAUCAAGACUGGAAAGGAUUUCAACAAGCAUGCAUUAAAGCAUUGUUAAAAGAAGCCAAAGAAAAGACUCGUGGUUGGAUGUCAGUAUCAGGGGCUGCUGCUCACGUGGAGUUAUGUUGCAAGAAGGUAGGCGAUGGACAUCCGCUGCGAUUGUGGAGGGCCACCACUGAUGUUGAGGCACCGCCGCAGGAGGUUAUGCAAAGGAUACUCCGCGAGCGGCAUAUAUGGGACGAUUCGUUAAUAAAAUGGAGGGUAGCUGAAAAGUUGGGGCCCACUGCAGAGGUUUUCCAGUACAUCACAGCUUCGAGUUUUAACUUACCACCGCGAGAUUAUUGCGUUCUGAGAUCAUGGCAACAAGGCGGUGGUGGUGGUGGUUGGUGCGCAGUUGCAGAAACAUCUGUAGCCCACGGCUCAGCCCCAACUGAGGGGUCACGGGGCGUCGUGCUAGCUUCUCGAUACCUAGCGCAGCCGGCUGGCAAGGGAAGAAGUAGGCUGGUACAUCUAGCGAGGGUUGAUACAAUGGGCAGAACGCCAGAAUGGUACAACAAGUGCUACGGCCACAUUUGCGCUCUUUACUUAGCACGUAUUCGCGCCUCCUUCAAACACAAUACAGAAGGCCCGGAGUCUAAUGUAUGA